Messenger RNA from Zea mays, 2270 nucleotides. RefSeq lists its product as uncharacterized. NCBI's taxonomy places the organism in Eukaryota, Viridiplantae, Streptophyta, Magnoliopsida, Poales, Poaceae. The record is from RefSeq and is marked validated. The transcript is spliced from 2 exons. Bases 1367 to 2215 code for a protein of 282 amino acids. Gene Ontology annotation, molecular function: catalytic activity.
GCAGGGGCAGGGAGAACGAAGACGACGACGACGUACGCCACCCGUAAGUGAGCCGAGAGCCCUCGAGAUACCAUCAGCUAGCUAGAUAACCAGCCAGCGCGAGCAUGGAGGCGGCGGCGGCGGCGGUCCUGCACCGGACGGUGGAGGCGAACGGCAUCUCGAUGCACGUGGCGGAGUCCGGCCCCGACGGCGACGGCGCGCCCGCGGUGGUGUUCCUGCACGGCUUCCCGGAGCUCUGGUACUCGUGGCGCCACCAGAUGGCGCACCUGGCCGCGCGGGGCUACCGCUGCGUGGCGCCGGACCUCCGCGGCUACGGCGGCACCGCCGCGCCGCCCGACGUCGCGUCCUACUCCGCCUUCCACGUCGUCGGCGACGUCGUCGCCCUGCUCGACGCGCUCGGCAUCCACAACAAGGUCCUUCCUUUUCCGUAUCAACGUUGACUUCUUCAAUUCCUCUCGUGUGUACUACUGCUAUAAGCCUAUAACACACUUCGUACUCAUCCAUCCUCUGUGAAGUGUGUGAACAUAUAUACAAACGCCUCUACUUCUAUAAUUUUUUUUAAUUUUGAAAACUAACUAAAACAAUAAUUCUAAAACUGAUAAAAAUCAUCUACUCAUCUUAAAACUAAUAAUAAGCCAAUAAUAUGGAAUUCUUCGCAUCCGUGUUUCUUCGAAAUUAAAUUUGAUUUUUUUAUUAAUUACGAUCUCCCGUACGUACGUAUUGUUUGCUAUCCAGCCUUUUGUUCCGAGGUUAAAGUAACAAGCUAAUUAAGUUAAAGUUAAACUAAGUUCAUUUUACUGUAAUCUGGUGAGUCUAAUCAGUACACCAAGCUAGUUAAUAGGCUGUUUGGUUUGAGAAAUGAGUUAGUUCAUUAUCUUCUCACUCCUCACUUUCCUCACUUUUUUUGUUUGGUUUGUGGAAUGGAAUGAGUUGAUCCAUCAUCACCUCAUUCCUCAUAGUUAGUUAGUUAGUAGUAAUAUAAGGAAUGAGGUCAUCCCACCAAAUUUAAGGAAUGGACCCAUGAUGCACCACUAUAUUUUGGAUGUAGUGAUUCCUCAAACCAAACACCCCUAAGUUUCUUUCUUUCUAUCCCUAAGUGGUGCAGCGUAUGGCCAGGCAUCCGAGAAUAUCCAAGAAUAUGUGUAUAAAACGCACAUGUUACAUGUACGAUAGAAUAAAGCGGUGGUUGUAGCAUCAGCAUCAUCAAUUUAGCGUGUGCACAUAUGUAAUCAAACUAGCUAGCAUGCAUGCUUAUCAAAUAAUUGCCUGAUCUCUCAUCGGUGACACAAUGGAGCAAUAAUCAAUGUUUGUGCCUGAUCUCAUCAUCGGUGUUUGAUUUGAUUUCGCUUCUUCACGGAUCGGAUAGAUGUUUGCAUUGCAUGGCGAAGCAGGUGUUCGUGGUGGGUCACGACUGGGGCGCCAUCAUCGCGUGGUACCUCUGCCUGUUCCGGCCGGACCGGGUGGCGGCGCUUGUCAACACCAGCGUCGCCUUCAUGCGCCACAUCUUCGUCCGCGCCGCCGCCGCCGCCGUCACGCCCAUCGACUACUUCCACCGCACCUACGGGCCCACCUACUACAUCUGCCGCUUCCAGGAGCCUGGUGUCGCAGAGAAGGAGUUCUCGCCGGCCAACGCCGGGUACCUGAUGAAGCGGAUCCUGUGCAACCGCUUCACCUCCUCGGCGGCCGGCGACGACAAGCGACCGCCGGCGGACGCCGCCGAGGAGGAGCCGCUGCCGCCGUGGCUGACGGAGGAGGACGUGGGCCACUUCGCGUCGGAGUUCGAGCGGACGGGCUUCACGGGGCCCAUCAACUACUACCGCAACAUGGACCGCAACUGGGAGCUGGCGGCGCCGUGGGCGGACGCCAAGGUGCGGGUGCCCACCAGGUUCAUCGUCGGCGACGGCGACCUCACCUACCACUACCCGGGCAUCCAGGACUACAUCCACAAGGGCGGGUUCGAGGCCGACGUCCCGGGGCUCGAGAGCGUCGUCGUCAUCCCCGGCGCCGGCCACUUCGUCCAGCAGGAGAAGGCCGACGAGGUCAGCCAGCACAUCUACGACUUCAUCUCCAAGUUCUGAUACAUGUGCAUGGAUCGACCAUCAGCUUGCUUGCUUACCUGCUAAAGCCUGUAAUCUCAACCUCGAUAUCCGUGCUGCCAACUUGUUUUGUUUUUCGAACUAAGAGUAAUAAGUGUUCGCAUAUAUGUCUGGUUUAAUUUGUGACUUGGACAUGGUAUGUUCGAUGUGAAAUGGAUAAACCAUGCGUUUCGU